Molecule: messenger RNA, 1928 nt
Organism: Colletes gigas
Lineage: Eukaryota; Metazoa; Arthropoda; Insecta; Hymenoptera; Colletidae
Gene: Sce
Product: E3 ubiquitin-protein ligase RING1
Exons: 3
Coding region: 11-1285 (424 amino acids)
Cellular component (GO): ubiquitin ligase complex; PcG protein complex
Molecular function (GO): chromatin binding; ubiquitin protein ligase activity
Source: RefSeq, a predicted model, not a curated record
UGUAGUCAAGAUGGCUUCCGCGGAACAGGUCGGUCUGAACAAAUCAUGGGAAUUAUCGUUAUACGAGCUUCACCGGACUCCUCAAGAUGCAAUUACCGACAAUACCGAAAUCGCGGUUAGUCCGCGGAGUUUGCACAGUGAGCUCAUGUGUCCCAUUUGCUUGGACAUGCUUAAAAAGACCAUGACUACGAAGGAGUGUCUGCAUCGCUUCUGUUCCGAUUGUAUCAUUACGGCACUUCGAAGCGGUAAUAAGGAAUGCCCAACGUGUAGAAAGAAAUUGGUAUCUAAGAGAUCCCUCAGACCGGAUCCCAAUUUUGACUUAUUGAUAUCUAAGAUAUAUCCAAGUCGUGAUGAGUACGAGGCGCAUCAAGAGAGGGUUCUGGCAAAAUUGAAUAAAUCGCAUUCCCAGGCUGCGCUAGUAAAUUCUAUUACAGAGGGAAUUAAGUUACAAAGCCAGAAUCGUCCUCAACGGUCUAGGAAAACUGCUAACGAGUCCGAAAAUGCGAGCAACGCGACGCCUUACACCAAUUCUCAGAACGCUAGUGCGCCAGCUACACCAAAUGCUGCUAAUUCAGCGAAUCAAAGUGACUCUUCACAGAGCGCGACCGGACCUCUAAAUAAUAGUAAUGGGGGUAAUUCCCAAAAUUCCAAUAAUGUCUCCCAACCUUCCAGUAGCCCAGCCGUUUCUGGUAACAUCAUUAAACAAGAGAGUAGUUCAGCAACUAUAUCCAACGUGAGUGAAAUUGAUCGUUUGUAUGCUUCAGGCACAACAUCCAGAAACUCUACUACGCCAUCGCCAAAUCCAGCAAAUCAGAUCCCUAAACCACCUAAACGGCAGAAAAGUUUACAGAAUUCAGAGAAUGACUCGUCCAGUGCUGAAGCCGAGACCGGCGGUGGUGAUUCCAUGGUAGAUACGGAAGGCGAGGGUCCUAGCGAGCCGUUAAUGCUCAACGAAAUCGAACUUGUUUUCAAACCACAUCCCACGGAAAUGGCUGGUGACAAUUCGUUGAUAAAGGCGUUGAAAGAAAAUAGCAUUAGAUAUAUUAAAACCACGGCAAACGCGACAGUGGACCAUUUAAGUAAAUACUUGGCUAUGAGGUUAACGUUGGAUCUGGAUACAGAAUUGUCGGAAUCGGAUAGGCUAUUAAAUUUCUGUAUCUAUAUAGCACCUUCGCCGGGUCAGUUGGUGGUGCUCAGCGGAUCUCAAACGUUGAGACAGGUCAACGAUAAAUUCUGGCGCGUCAAUCGACCAUUGGAAAUGUAUUAUUCAUGGAAGAAGACCUAGGGAAGGCCUAGGAAGUAUCAAUCCGACGGGAGCUAGUCGCACGGGGCUCCGAAAUUUAUAAACAAUUCGUACUACGUGGAGUACAGAGCAACGAUUGCACUCUUUAUAUCAGAAACGAUCGAUAUAUUUUAUUGUACUUCAAUAGCCUUGAUAUUAGUUUCAAGGUCGGGGAGAUGUACGCGGAAGGAAUUCCUCGUACUUAUCGACGGCGGUGCAAUUUCUUUUUUUUUUUUAUCCUCGCGACAGGUUGCUGGAAUUUCCUCGCUCGGGAAAAAACAAUAGAAGCGGAUAGAUUUUUAAUUAAAGCUUCGUAGAGCAAUUGAUUCCAAAGGAACAGAGUUUAGUCUCGAAUACAAGUUAAACUGCCAUUCACCAGACAUUGCAUUAUGAAUGGAUCGAUGGUAUCCAUUCGGGGAAAUGUAUUGACGAACAGUGAUUCACUCGCAUGUAUAUCAAACUAUGCCCUCAUUUGACAGGCGUAAUUUAAUCCGGUGCGUUCGUGAAAUACAUAUACGCACGUAUAUGUUUUCACGAACUGAUGGCCUCGAUGGUUGAACUAACUUAUUUGAAUAAGCUCCGAUUCGCUGUGGACCAUUCUGUAUAGUUUCACGAAGAAAUAAAUCAAUGUAUAUAAUUAUUCGCC